Oppiella nova is the source of this 1677-nucleotide messenger RNA. The record is from the annotation of a GenBank genome assembly. Lineage: Eukaryota; Metazoa; Arthropoda; Arachnida; Sarcoptiformes; Oppiidae.
AUGGCGAUCAUUCCCAUCCUUAACGAAGACACUGCCGUUCUCUGGGAGCGGAUCAACCAGAAAGUGGAAGAGCCUCGCAGUCAGCGGCGCAUAAUUUUGAUCAUAGUAUGCGUGGCACUGCUCUUAGACAACAUGCUAUAUAUGGUAAUCGUGCCCAUCAUUCCCGACUACCUCAGGGACAUCGGCGCCUGGACCACGCACCUGGAGGGCGCCGACAUCGAGUACCGCAACGUGUCCAACAAGUUCGUGCCCAUACGCGUGGGCGGUAUCACCGUCUACGAGGGCGAGGACUCGGCCGUCGGUAUGCUGUUCGCCUCCAAGGCGUUCGUCCAGCUCUUCAUCAAUCCGUUUUCGGGACACAUCAUCGACCGCAUCGGUUAUGACAUCCCGAUGAUGAUCGGCCUCACAGUCAUGUUCUUCUCGACGGCAGUGUUCGCCUGCGGCCAGAGCUAUGGCGUCCUCUUCUUGGCGCGCAGUCUUCAGGGCGUGGGCUCAGCCUUCGCCGACACGUCCGGCUUAGCGAUGAUCGCCGACCGCUUCACCGAAGAGAAGGAGCGCCAGAAGGCGUUGGGAAUCGCGUUGGCGUUCAUAUCGUUUGGUAGUUUAGUUGCGCCGCCGUUUGGGGGAACGCUGUAUCAGAUCGCCGGAAAAGAAGUGCCAUUUAUUAUCCUGUCGUUAGUCUGUCUAUUAGACGCCGUUUUGUUAAAGUUUGUGAUGAGACCCGUGAGGCAACAGAUGAAGGAGGCCGGUGUCGAACGAUCGCCCGGCACUCCCAUCCAUACGCUCCUAAUGGAUCCGUACAUCGCUUGCUGUGCCGGCGCUCUAGUGAUGGCCAACGUCUCGCUGGCCUUCUUAGAGCCGACCAUUUCUUUAUGGAUGGAGAAUACGAUGAAAGACGUGGAGGAGUGGCAGAUGGGCCUCAUAUGGCUGCCGGCGUUCUUCCCGCACGUGCUCGGCGUCUACACAACAAUCAAAUUGGCGGACAAGUAUCCGCGCUAUAUGUGGAUGAUCGCGGCGGUAGGUCUGGCCAUGGAGGGCAUCUGUAGUUUUAUGGUGCCCUUCGCCGAGUCCUUCUGGUUCCUCAUUUUGCCCAUAUCUGGCAUCUGCUUCGGCAUAGCGCUCGUCGACACAGCCCUUCUGCCGACACUCGGAUACUUAGUGGACGUCCGAUACGUGUCGGUCUACGGCUCCAUAUACGCCAUCGCAGACAUCUCCUACUCGCUGGCCUACGCCAUCGGCCCCAUCAUAGCCGGCACUAUCGUAGAGACAAUAGGCUUUCUAGCGCUCAACAUAUGCAUCGCUAUAGCAAACCUGUGUUACGUGCCGGUGCUCACGAUGUUGAGGCAUAUAUACGACUACAAGCCUUUCGAAGGCGAGAAUAUAUCGAUGACAGAGCAGCCAAACAAGAGAUUAUUUCAGCCGCAGGACAACUCCCAUCGGCCGCCACCACAACCGCCGCAACAAAAAACUAAUUCCAUAGUCAACCAGAAUCUCGGUUCUGGCAUAGACUCGGACAGUACGGCACAGCAGUUGACUACCGGUGCGCAGCAUAGGAGUUAUGGCAUAGAGGAGGACCCGUGGGGCGACGGCUCCAAACGAAACCCAUUCCUGGGAGGGGGCGACCCGACCACCCGUGACAUGAUGUGCUCAAACGGCUUCGUUAACCAAAACCAAUGA